Lotus japonicus is the source of this 607-nucleotide messenger RNA. RefSeq lists its product as uncharacterized. Bases 105 to 440 code for a protein of 111 amino acids. The transcript has 2 exons. Lineage: Eukaryota; Viridiplantae; Streptophyta; Magnoliopsida; Fabales; Fabaceae. The record is from RefSeq and is a predicted model, not a curated record.
CUAUCCAAAAUCCCACACACACUUUAUAUAUAAAUUCUCACACAGUCUCUUCUGUUGUCAACUUCAUUCUUAAUUUCUCUUCCUAACUCACUCACUCCAUAUCCAUGGCUUCUUCAGAUUCCAAUUCAAACCUUAGAAUCUCCAUUGAGAGAAACCCCUCCCAGUCACGCCUAGCUGAAUUGAACAUCAAGUGCUGGCCAAAAUGGGGUUGCUCUCCAGGGAAAUACCAGUUGAAAUUUGAUGCAGAGGAAACAUGCUAUUUGUUGAAAGGGAAGGUGAAAGCAUACCCAAAAGGGUCAUCAGAAUUUGUGGAGUUUGGAGCUGGAGAUCUUGUCACAAUCCCAAAAGGACUCAGUUGCACUUGGGAUGUAUCUGUUGCAGUGGACAAGUACUACAAAUUUGAAUCAUCAUCAUCUUCUUCAUCAUCACCAUCCUGCUAAUGUUUGUCCAACAAGUUUAAUUUUAGCUUUUAAUUCAUCAAAUCAUGUAUAUCCAUUGGAAAUUUGUUCACAGAAAAGGUAGCCCUUUUCUUUAAUUUAUCUUGAUUGAUUUGUGUACACCAUAACAGUAGUGAGACUCAUAUACAUCUUCUUUUUCUUUAUAUCAA